AUGACGAAACAGGUCGACGCCAGUUUUGAGAGCAACAAAGCCUCGUACAACGACACGGACUCGCAGGGCUCUAGUAAUGAUACGGACUGCGGGCCGCCCAGUGCCGUAGACACGUACGGCAAGUUUCCGAUACAAUCCUGCCUCCGUCGAACGGCCAACCACACUGACGCGAGCGCCCCGGACGAGAUCGGCUCUAACUCCGUGAGCCGGCCGAGAAAGAAAUUCUUGAAAGUUGAAUUUACCGGUAUGAUAUCGGACGAGGAUGGAGCUCAAAGCGAUACGGAUAAGGAAUUGUACCAGAUUCAAAGGAAAGGGCUUACCGGUAUACGUCUUCGUGAACCAAGGUUGUCCUUACUGGGCAAGCCUAUCAACUACAGGGCCCACAAAAGGGAUGUUCGUUACCGUAGGGCCCAGGCUAAGGUGUAUAAUUUCCUGGAGAGACCGACGGGAUGGAGGGAUUUCUUGUAUCACAUAGUCGUAUUUUUAAUGGUUUUCAUGUGUUUGGUUCUGAGCGUACUUGUGACCAUUCCUCAACAUCACAAUUUGAUGACUCAGCUUUUGUUUUUUGUGGAAAUCGCCAUGGUGCUAUGGUUCAUGCUGGAGUACGUGUUACGUGUCUGGUCUGCUGGAUGCAGGUCCCGGUAUCAAGGGCUCGCGGGCCGGGCUCGAUUCGCACGAAGACCAUCAUGCAUUUUAGAUUUAAUUAUAAUUUUAGCCAGUAUAAUUCUACUAAGUGUGGGCAGUAUAGGGCAGGUAUUCGCCACCGCUCUCAGGGGCCUACGCUUCUUCCAAAUUCUCCGCAUGGUGCGUAUGGAUAGGCGUGGGGGUACGUGGAAACUUCUGGGGUCUGUAGUCUGGGCUCAUAGACAGGAGCUGAUGACAACUGUAUAUAUAGGAUUUCUUAGCCUUAUUUUUUCCUCGUUUCUUGUGUUCCUCGUUGAGCGGGGUCACAGUGAGAAAAAGUUUAGUACCUACGCCGACGCUCUCUGGUGGGGAGUGAUCACUCUAUGCACUGUGGGAUACGGUGAUACGGUCCCCGAGACUUGGGCAGGCAAACUUAUCGCAGCUUUUUGUGCCGUUUUGGGAAUAUCAUUCUUCGCACUUCCGGCUGGCAUUUUAGGUUCCGGAUUCGCCUUAAAAGUGCAACAACAACAAAGACAAAAACAUUUAAUCAGACGCCGUGUGCCUGCCGCCAUGUUGAUUCAGUCGCUAUGGAGAUGUUACGCAGCUGACGAACAUUCCAUUUCCAUAGCAACCUGGAAACCUCAUAUGAUUCCAUGCCCUAGUCCUUCACAAGAAACGUCUCGACGAGCCAACAGUUCUUUUGUAAGCCGAUUUUCCACACGGCGGAGAGAUCGUGGAUAUCAACAUAACAACAACAACAACUCAAAUAACCAAUGUCCGCCCACGCCGACGACAAGGUACGGGUCUGGUCGACGUCAUAAUAUUCCUAACGCCAACACGGACGAGAACGAGAUUCCAGACGCUCUAAACAGGAGCCCACUAAGCCUAGCUGUCGGGGAUAAAGAAUCCAUGUCGUCAAGCGUCCGUAAAGAGAACUCCGUGUCUUCCUUCUGCGGAAAAGACUCAGAGGACGACGUGGACUCCUCAUCACCCAGCAUGACUCAGCUCACAGAUACUCACAAAAAAGCCAUCCGGGCCAUACGCAAAAUUCGAUACUUUGUAGCGAGGAAAAAGUUCCGAGAGGCUUUACGUCCUUAUGACGUCAAGGACGUCAUCGAGCAGUACUCGGCAGGUCACGUGGACAUGCUCAGUCGAAUCAAAAACCUGCAGUAUAGACUGGAUCAGAUUCUUGGAAAAGCCGGCGGGAAGGGUAAAGACGUCUACGACUCGAAAAUAAGCUUAGCCUCUCGAGUAGUCAAAGUAGAACGACAGGUGGAUGAUAUCGAAUCAAAGCUCGACCUCUUGAUCGACAUGUACCGAGAAGACAGGGAAUACAUGAUGCAACAACAACAAGUGUUCAAAGCACUGUUACAAUCAAAUGACCAAUUAGUAACGCAGAAUGUAGUUACUGCAGAACCAAAGCCAUUCGCAGCUCUGGCAAAUGCCGGACAUGCACGAUCUCAGCCUAUGUCAAUCAAGCCAAGGCCAAUAUUAGUGGACAAAUCAGCUCGUGGGGCCAGUGAACCGGCCACGCCCACCACGCCCAUUUUAAGAAAUCCUGUGCGGCCAAUGCAAAGAAACCACUCCGACCUUGGCACCAGGGUAAAGAAAAAAGUGACUUACAGUGGCUGUUUAAACCUGGACGCCGCGCCGCUGAGACGUAAAAGAGAUGUCAAAUUCUCAGUGGAGCCUGUUCACUCCAGAGAUCCAGAGCAACCGCGAAAUACGCAAUCCUGCGAAAAUAUUCCGCUACGCGAAACUUUUCCACUUCGCGAAGCCAUUCCUCUUCGCAACAUACCCUCGCCGCCAAAGCCCAAUGAGAGUGAGGCGAAAACCACGCCCCUUCCAAGCGCGGACGUCGACGAGGACAAUGACGAUUCGCUAGGCACUGAUAUUUAUUACACGGACGCUUUUGAUAACUUGGACUCGCCCACAUUGGACGUGACUUUCUCUACCGGCAGCGUCAGCAGCAAUGACCAAACCUACACAGUGCAAGGAGAAGAUAGUGAUCGACAUAGCACGUCAAGUGCCUGCGAAAAAGAGGCUCUGCUAUGGGGUGACGACGACGGCAUGGUGUAA
Molecule: messenger RNA, 2703 nt
Organism: Liolophura sinensis
Lineage: Eukaryota; Metazoa; Mollusca; Polyplacophora; Chitonida; Chitonidae
Product: potassium voltage-gated channel subfamily KQT member 1-like
Exons: 12
Coding region: 1-2703 (900 amino acids)
Biological process (GO): potassium ion transmembrane transport
Cellular component (GO): membrane; voltage-gated potassium channel complex
Molecular function (GO): voltage-gated potassium channel activity
Source: RefSeq, a predicted model, not a curated record